UGCGUGCGGUCAUCACCAUCGUCGCCAGCUUCUUCGUCGAUCGUCGCCAUUGCCGUCCCGGCCGGUCAGCUUUCCUUUUUUGUUACCGUACCAGCCAUCGGUUUGCGAUGGCGAUCCAGAUCCCGGCGCCCGCCCUCUGCCUGGCGGCGCUGCUGCUCCUGCCCGCGCCCGGCUGGGGCCUCUCGCUGGGCCGCUUCAGCUGGGGGAGGCAGACCCAGGCACAGGACGAGCUCGACUGCGAUGACGCAGCGCACGACGAAAGCGGCCGGUGCUACAAGGCCAUCACCUGGGCCUUCGCCAGAGGACUCCAGGCUCAUCCGGACUGGUACCCAGACGUGAGCCUCACCCGCGACGCUGCACGCCUCUCGUCGGAGGCGAGCUUCAAGGAGGUCCAGGCCAGCCUCUACCGCCGAGGCAAGGCCGGCUGCGGAAAGCCCUGCCCGAUGGGCUACGUCCGCCCGCCGGCGCCCUCGGC
This is a messenger RNA of Prorocentrum cordatum, 475 nucleotides long. The record is from the annotation of a GenBank genome assembly. Lineage: Eukaryota; Dinophyceae; Prorocentrales; Prorocentraceae.